Molecule: messenger RNA, 7593 nt
Organism: Seminavis robusta
Lineage: Eukaryota; Bacillariophyta; Bacillariophyceae; Naviculales; Naviculaceae
Source: the annotation of a GenBank genome assembly
AUGGUGGGGAGACGAGACAAGAAGACCGGAGUGCCCACUCGCGACAAGCUUUCAAAAGCCAUUGCCAUGGUGCAAUCGUCAAGGAAGAAGCCGGGUGAUAACGAACGUCCUGAACUUAGUCUGACGAUUCCCGUCGAUGGAGGCGCAGAACAACAACGACAAACUCCUGCAACAGGCGGUAGCAACCAGGAACCUUUUCUGCUUAAUGCGUUUUCAUCACGCGCUGCUGAUGGACGUGGUGGACUUGCCAAACCUCCGCCAACCCAGCAUCAGACCGGCAAAAAGAAUCAACAACCAAGCAACUUUGCAGACCACCUCUACAAGGCGAUUCACAAGAAUCAGCAAGGCAGCGAUCGUCCCGAUAGGCCAUUAACCCCGCGUGCUGCAGCUGCGGCAGCGGCAAAGAAAUCGCGAGAACAAGCUAGCGCCAUUCGGAACAGAUCGAAGCGAGUUGAAAAAGAGGUAUCUUCGUCCAACACGUCCAUCACGUCUUCUGGCGGCCCUCCAUUGACUCCUCGAGCUGCUGCAGCCACUGCGAUUGCCUCUGAGAAGCGAAAGAAUCGAGCCAGAAAGGCACAACCGCAGCAUCCGCCGAAGAACUCUAAGGGCAGGCCUCAGCCCAACAGAGCCAGUAGCAGCAGCAGUGGACAGGAAGGUUUGUUCUCUAAAAAGUCGAUUGAGGAAGCCCUAGUGACGGUCGCCUCUUAUGGAAAUGGCCGUUCUUCAGUUGGCAAAGAAUCAGGACAUCCCCUCAAGGUUUCAACCGACAUUGAGCGAGAUAUCCAAGCCACGUCCCAAACUCUUGCCAAGAUUUCCCAGUUUAUCGACACAGUGACAAAGCCAACUGCAAAAGAAAAGCAAAUGCAACGUAGCGAGAGCGGCGAGAAAGGGAACAACUCCUUUCUUAAUGUAUACAAACGAAACUUGGACGACUCAACGAUUGACUCAAAUGCAGCCAUUGCCGAAGAAGCUGAGAGUCGAGAUCAAACGUCGUCAUCGCACGGGGCGGAAAUUGAAGAGAGGGAACCCUCGCAACGGCCCUCUUCUGACCGUGAGUGGAACAGAAAGGUGUAUAGAAACGAGAUGCGGGAUAAAGGGCGUAUAUAUAUUGCCGAGAACCAGGAGUUUGACUCGCAGGCAACCUAUGCAUCCAAGCCAGCUUCCUCUGUCACGGAUUAUCGUUCUUCGAUCAUGCAUCGUACCGAUCCAUUUGAACCUCAAAGGAAAAGCCCUGCAAUAUCAAUGUACAUGGCGAGCGUCAAGACACCGGAAGUGGAAGAAGUAGUGGAUCCACAAACGCCAAGGUCCAAGCCAUCCAGUUUUGCAGCUCUCCUCAGUGCUGUCUCCGCCAGCUCGUUUGACACGCGCACCGCUAGUAGACAAAUUCCUAUCCAAGUUCUGCCACCGGAGGCUAAGUCGGAUACAACAAGAGACAAGAACAGAGCGGAUGAAAGAGUCAAGACCAAGAAAAGCCCGUUGGCAUCGAAGUCGUCAUCGAAGGAACGUCCAAGGGUGGAAUCAAUCCACAAGCCCUCGGGUCUCAGGCGAAACAACGAUCCUCCCAACAGGUCUAUUCCAUUCAGGAUGACUGAUAAAGAUGAGCUCAAGAAAAAGAAAAGCAGCAGGUCUUUCGACUCAGAUAGUACCUUCGACGAAGAUGGCAGCCUCGAAACUCCACAGAAUCCUGCGAUCCUAUCAGAGAUUUCGGCGUUCAUUGACAGGGUGGAGCAAAAGAACAAAGAAACAAAGAGACCUUCUCCAAUCUUGACUCUUUUGCCACCCGAGGAAGGGGACGCUGAAGACGAAGCCGAGCAACAACCAUCCCAUUCUGAAUAUGACGACGACUUUGAUUUAAGCGCUUUUGCCACAAUGUUUGGCGAGACGGACGAGGACGAGGAGUCUGUGCAUCAGCAGCAUUCUCUGAACGAUGACUUGGAUGCUGCGGCGCUUGCAACUAUGUUUGACGAGCCCAUCACUCCCAGAAGCAGAUGCGUCGGUCUGGAGGAAAAGAAGUUUCAAUCGGAAAAGAAGGAAGAUGUUGGCAGCAAAAUGAAGGAGGUACUUGAUACUGUUCCGACUGCAAAGAGCGAAGCAACAUUCGCAGAGUUUACCAGCCUAUCGUCGUCACUACCUGGCAAUGACCCAACGUGGCGUGAAAUGGAAAUGCUACUGAACAACAUUGCCAUCCAGGCAGAAAAGCGAGAGAAAGAGCUCAAUAACACCGAUGACAAGGAUGACGAUGCAGAUUCUCCGACUGCGGUGGAAGACGAAGAAACACCAGCGACAGAGGACGAUGUUGUUGUUGUUGUUGUUGUCGAGGAUGCAACUUCUCCGGCUGUCAUGGAAGAGAAGCCAUCAGCAGAGGAUGUUAUCGUUGUAAAGGACGCUUCUUCUGAAACAACUCCGCACAUAUCUGUAUCAAGUGGCAGCUCGGCUCUGUCGAAAGAGGACGACCCGAUCUGCCUGAUUCGCGGAGAUUUAGCAGCAGAGGAUUGCGUCGAAAAGAAAAAUUCGCCUGCGGGCUUUACUUCAAAGCCAAGGUUGCAGAUUGACCCGUCAACAGGCGACUUGUCUUUCCAAGGGCUGCCGAAUGUUAGUACACCCACAAGUAAACCAAGGGCUCCAAGUGCAUCGAAGAGAAGGGCCGACCCUCCUCCAGAAGGCAGGAGUGACGGAGAAACGCGAUCCAGGGAAGAUCCUCCAGAGGAGGGGGUGCCGUCCUCGUCCACCAUCUCCACCACCGGAUCACACACAGACAUCCCCGGUCAGCAGUUGGAGCCAAGCCCAACGCAUGAAGCCGGACCUACGGUUGAUACGGUUGAUACGACGUCCAACUUGAAAGAUCCCAAAAGCUCUCCAACGCGACACAAACUAGCGGAAGUCAUGGGCAAGAGAUCUGCUUCAAAACAUCGCACCAGACCUCCAAAAAAUGACAAGGCAUCCAGCCCAAGACAACGUGGCCCUCCAAAGCCUCAAGACCUCAAGGUUAUCAACGUUGAAGAUCCCGAGGAGAUCGAGGCGGCAGCGAAGGAAGGACGUCUCAAGGUGAAUGCCCUCCGCAUCAACACUCAAGAGGCUGCAAAACGAGAACAAUCAAAGCCCCCUCGGGGCGGAGGCACAGAGUUGACUCCCAUAAUUGUAAUUUCCCCGAGUGCGGCAGCGAAGGCAUCACCCCUUUUUGUUGACCUGACCGCAGUAGGUAGUGGAGAUAUUUGCAAGGAGACAAAAUCCGCCAUCACCCCAAAGGCUUCUGGCUCCCGUGCUUCCUCAAAGAAGGCAAUCGACGCCGAUGGCACAGAUUUUCAUGCGGAGGAGAGCUUCGUGCCAGACCUUCAUGCGGAGGAGAGCUUCGUGAAGGCAUGGAUGAAGUCAGACCUAAACCGUAUGUCAGAAGAACAGAUAGUCGAAGAAUUGCUGUUGAUGACGGACGACAGCCCCCGCAAGUCGCCUUCGAAGGCAGGUUCUCGGGCCUUUGACUUUGGGGUCACGGUGGAGAGCGACGGAGAGGAUGGAUCUGACGGCGAAACAGGCCGCAACAAGUCCUCUGGACGAGAAUUCAGUCAUAUCUUAGACGGAAGCAAAGAACAAGACCGCGAUGCCACCGGGCGUAUAACAAAGGACCCCAACAGCGUCAUGAAGGCGGCGUCACUUGGGAGUAUCAACCCUCCUGGUGAAUACGCAGGUUCUGGAGAUGAAGACGUGGCGAAAGGAAGCCGCGAAGACAAGGAUCUCAGCAAACAAGAUUCGCUCGAGGCCCUCGUUAACGCUCCACUUGGCGAGAUGUUUACUGAAUCCGAAGACGACAGGGAUCCGAUGCAAUCGCUCUUGUUUGCGCAAAAGAACGACGUUGCGGAGAUGGCCGGGGACCGAAAAGAAGCUGGGUUGUCUCUUAUCAAGUUGACGUUAGAUGAGGUCAAGAACUUUGUUGAUUCAAACAUCAGUGGUGCAAACAGCAGUGGUGCUGGAGUGAUAAGUCAGAAAGUCAAGGAACUCGAGCGACAAGACGGACGUAUUCCAUCUCUGCUAACUGACAUGGGCGAGGAUACAGCCACUGACAUCUCUGGAAGUCAAAUGGGCCAGUCCGAUAACAUAUUCACUGACAACGACGAGUCUGUCGACGAUAGAAAGAGUGUGGCCUCCGAACAAUGCAUCUCUGUCAAAUAUGACUUUCAGCCAGCGUCGUCACAACCAAUAUCCAGCCAAGUCUUCAAGAACGAAACAGAAGCGGCUGUCGUCGGUAAGGAGAAACGCCCUGGUCAGAAGCGCAACAAAUUUCGGAAAGGACUCAAGAGAAAAUUUUCAACUGACGAAGAAAAUGAAGAAGGAAGCGCCAUAUCAGCUCCGACAACCACUUCGACGAAUUGGCUUGCCUCACUCGACAGCAUAUUCUCUUGCAAGCAGCCCAUCAGAAUUGCCGGCCAGAACAAAGCGUCGAACGGAUCGCCAACAGGUAAUGCGAGUCAAGCGCAUCGACGUGAAAAUAAGUCUCGUCAAGUCGAAGGUGUGCACUCCGAAUACUCUUUUGCGUCGGAAAUCAUCACAAGCCAAAGCAACCCGUCACCCCGAGAGCGCUACAGACCUGAUUCCUUCGACGUUAAGAGCUCCAAGUUCUCGUUUUCUUCAGAUGUUUAUCAAAGCCGAAGCCAUUUAUCACCUCGAGAGCAAGACCGACACUCCUUCCCUGCCAAGGACCGCGAGAACUCGUUCGCUUCGGAUGUUUAUGCAAGCCAAAGCCAUCCACUACCCGAAGAGAACGAAGCGGUCACCUCCGCCGAUCGUUCUACCAGCGACGAGGAUCAUGACGAGCACAGGCAAAGGACUACGAACGACACAGAGAAGACAUCGCAUUCCAAAGCAGAGCGCGAAACAAACGAUUCGUCCGGUGGUUCCUCCUCAUAUCAUUCGGCCAGAGAAAUCGAAGCAGAAGGUGAAACACUGCAAGUAGCCGCAACGGUUGCAGCGGGCACUGGAGCAUUCGAAAGUUCAUACAAAAAUCACCUGAAUGAGGGCAAAAGAAGUUCUGGAAACCAACGAGUCCCCGAAUCUCAUGGUGUAUCAGACGAAGAGGAACAAAGUGUGUUCCGAGAAAAGAAGAAACCUAUCGAGAAGCCACAAUCGAAGCUCUGUGAAACCGUCGAAGACAUGCCGCCUGAUGAGAUACAGAAAAGCUUGUCUCAGAUGCAAACGUGGCCUUUGCCUGUAUCCAUAGAAGAAGAGGUUGUUACGCCACAAGCGACUAGUUCGCCACAAGCGACUGCAAUGCCACAAGCGACUGCACAAGUUCAUACAUGUAGCGAAGAAGUCGAACGCUCGAUAUCUCCUCUCAGCCAUAGACCCGGCGAUGACUUUAAUGAAGAAAGAACUUUGCCUGCAAGUGACCAGGUUACCCGUUUGCGUCGAACUGAUUUGCAAGAGAAGGCAGCAGGACGGCGCCGUUUGCAGGCCCCUCACCCCCCUGAUCUCUUGAAGUUUGCCAGCCAAUCAGGUUCCAUGACGGGAGAUGUUGUGAAUAUGAAAUCGAUUUCGUCGGCAGAAUUGGGACUAGCAGUGCCAGCUCAUACCAAGUCUUCUCAAAUGCAAGGUACAACGAAAGGGGUCACAUCACCUACAGGUUCCAGUGACAACAAUGCAACCACAGCUACUGACCCCCCUGAGCAGACAACUUGGAUCCAGGCGAUUGAUGCCCCAAGUGGUACCGGUAUUUCACCAAAAGGCCAAAUCUACAGCUCUUUUACAACAGAAAAAUUCGAGGUCGUCAUCCAGGAGGACGACGAAAGGAACGAUACCGAGGUAUCUGAGCGUGUCGUUGCAAUCGACCCAGAUGCCGACCACAACGUCCGACCUACAAGCCCGGGGCAAAGCAAAGGUUGGGAUGUCGAUCUAACGGACUUGGGAGAUGAUGAAGGGACAGUCGAGGAAGGGAUAGAAAAUGCUUGGGUGAACCCUGUAGACCUCGGAUCAUUGCAGGAGGAGUCCCUUGACUUGAGUUCAUGGGAAAAGCCAACUGUGGGCGACAAGAAGGUGCAGAACGAAACUUCUCGACCCCAAGUUGAGCCUUUGAACACAAAAGAAGCUGAUGCAACCUCAGCGUCGCGAGACAUCCAGACACCUCGGGACGACCCGACACCCCGAAUGCACCAAAACAAGCGCUUUGACUUCAUCGAAGAAGUCAACGAGGAGGAAAACAUCUCUGCAUACUUCUCACGAAUGACGAACUUGAAGCAAGGGGGACAUUUGCCGGGUUUGGAUAUCAAGGCGCUUGGUUCCAUCGCAGACAACGAGAAGGAAGAAGACACGGACAACGUAGAAGUUGACCUAGAUGUAGGUUUUGUGAAGAAGUCCCUGGCGCCCGAAUUGAGUCAAGAUCCCAAUACUUGGGAAGAAGAAGACGAGGAUGGGGGCCUUGUCGAAGGACGCUACGUGUCCAUCGAAGAAUCGUCGGAAAGCGACGACAACCACUCAUCGGUUGGCCCCAAGCUGGACACCAUAUCCGAUGAUGACGAAGACGAUGACGAAGACCACACGUCUCACGGAGGCCACUCAAGCUCGUUUCUGUCCAGCUGUAGCUCCGCUGAUGAUGAGGAAAGCUUAGGAUCGUCAUCCAAACACCCAAUUGUUGUUGAAUCUGGCUCCAUGGUCGACGAAAUGCAGGACAAAUUCCCUGGCGACGAUGGUGUUGACGAUGCCAAUCCGUCACCAGCCUUGCUGGAAGCAUAUCGAUCUCUGAGCUAUGAAAGCGACAACGACGAGUGGUUGCGUAAACGGGACCUAGCGACGAGAAAGACGCAAAACCCAACGUCGUGGCUGACGCGGACAGCCAGUGGUAUUCAAAGCAAAUUGAGUUUCGUCACUGUUGAGACACCGAAGGCUAUCAAUGGGGUGGCAGCGGCGAAAAAACUCUUGAGUAGGACUGUGAAGCGAAGAGGCGGACGUCGACGAAACCCUAUACCACCGACAUUGGUUUGGAAGUCGAUCUACAAAGAGAGGACGAAGGACCACCCAGGUUAUUUUGAUGUCGAUUUCUUUUCCCUUUUUAAUUCCUCUGCCGUGGGGGCGGUGCGACCCCAUCACCUUGACUCGGCACCAUGGGAAAGUCGGGAUGUGAGACAGCAUUUCUUGCACGAACACAGCAUUAGCUUCUCAAAGAAUUGGUUUGGAAAAGCCCAAAGGACUCGUGGCAACGAAAGAAUCAAAGAAAGAGUGGCUCAUCCCAAGUCCAUGGAAAUGCCCAUGGAGAACAAGCCACACCCCGAAGAAUGGACGGAAGAAUGGUACAAGACUUGGGAAGCACCCAAGGGCAGGACGACGUCUCGAAGUGUGUCUAGUUCGUAUACAGGAUCCGACAAGUCUUCUGACGGAAGCACGAACUACAUUGGAAGCAGUGCAAGCUACUCAACAGCAGGCAAUUUCACAGCAUCGGAAUGCGAGGACGACAGAAGUUACUACGAAGAUACACCGCAAUGCGGUGAGCUAAUCAACGUCAAGCCAAAGAUUGGGGAACGAGUGACCCGAAUCCACCCUGACUACACAAGUCAGCUUCGAAGAAGUCGCUGGAGGAAGAAAUACUUCCCCCGUGGAACGUUCCCCUAUUGA